Molecule: messenger RNA, 778 nt
Organism: Nymphaea colorata (pocket water lily)
Lineage: Eukaryota; Viridiplantae; Streptophyta; Magnoliopsida; Nymphaeales; Nymphaeaceae
Exons: 4
Coding region: 1-630 (209 amino acids)
Biological process (GO): RNA methylation
Molecular function (GO): methyltransferase activity
Source: RefSeq, a predicted model, not a curated record
AUGAUGCUGAACUGCGUCAUGCUGAAACUGAGCCUCGUGGUGAUGGUGCCUAUGAAAUUGGACCUUCGCUUGGAGCUCUGGCGCCUCACCCUGGGGCUUUUGGAUGUCUCUGCCGAGCUUCCCCAGUUGAUCAGGCGUCCUGGUCUUAAGACAUGGAAGGUGUGGGAUAAGGGUUGCUGGCUGACUUCUUACGAAGAAGUUCCUUCUAACAGAAAGGCAGUGAUAGUGCCCAGCAUGUUCCCUUCAGGUCAAGCUGGGGAGCCAAGGGAAGCAUCUGCUUUUGGUGAAGAAGAGAUAUCAGUCAAUGUGAAUGAGCUACAAACUGAUACCUCUUUGCAGAAGCAAUGUCAAAUUGAUGAAAAUUUCGAUGAAAACUUCCCUCUUGAAAGAGGUAACUGUGAUGUGGGUGACGGCAUUGCUUCGAGUAAGACUUGUGAGGAAAAUGAGACAGAAAAGUUUUGCUCUCAAUCCAUAACUCCAAGAAAUCCAAAACCUAAAGCAAAAGAAGUUUCGAACUUUCCUUUGGAACGAUGUAUGAGGAUUUUGCCACAUGACCAAAAUGGAGGAGCCUUUUCAAUUGCUGUCCUCCAAAAAUUUCUCAUUCAAGAGACAGGCCAAGUAAGCAAGUAGGUUAUACGGAUGAAAGUGGCAAGACUGGAGGGCCAGCAAAGGAGGUCAAUGAGGCAUCAUGCACGGGUAAUACAAGCAUAAUUGUUAAUGCACCAAGUGAUGAUAAUGGUGAUUUAGCUGAGGGAAGUGUGGCCUCAGAUUCUUUGGA